Symbiodinium sp. CCMP2456 is the source of this 1539-nucleotide messenger RNA. Lineage: Eukaryota; Dinophyceae; Suessiales; Symbiodiniaceae. The record is from the annotation of a GenBank genome assembly.
AUGAAGCAGGUUGUUUCUGUCAAGCUGCCACCGCCCGGACAAGGUCUGGCACCUGUCAAUGGCAGCACCGCAGGUUCGGGCCGUUCUCGACCCGCAGAACGCCCGACAUCGGAAAUGGUGGCUCUUGAUGCGGCCGACUCCCCGAUCCGAAGACCGGAGGGAGAUGGAUCGAAGCUACCCAGCUCGGAAUCAGUGGCUGCAGAGGUAGCAGAACCUGGCCCGGCACUGGUAACCAGUGGCCGAGAGUCGGAUAAACCGUUUGAAGGUAUGGGAUCUUCUACCACGGCCAAGCCUGACGGUGCUGAACAUCAGCUUGCCGCCGAGUCAGGGAGUGCCACGGCAGAGGCAGCCGCAGAUGGCUCGAAACCGCAACCGCCGCCGCGUGACCCGCGCGCCAAGGGGGGUGCCGUGCGACAGACACCUCGCGGCCACAAAAAGGAGCAGAGAGAACAGAAAGAAGCAAAGACAGGCGAUUCCAAGGACGCGCAGAGCAGGCCUGCCAAGCAGCCCCUCUCUUCGCGCGAACCACGGGACCGCGACCGACGGCGCUCUGCGCCAAUACCGCGGGCGCCUAGGGCAAACUCAGAGCCACCUAAAACAGCUCAGAGCGAUGGAGCAGUUCGGACUCCAAGCUCAAUCGAUCCACGAUUGGUACGGUUGAUUUCGGAGAUCGAGAACCACUUCGAGCAGUUUGAUAGCAAGCCUCCUGCAGAUGCAAUGGGCUGGUUGAAGGAGACUGCUCAGUUAGAACUCUUCGAAGAAGAACUUCGUUGGAUGCUCAAGCAGCACGAGAAGGACGAGGGCGGCAAGCCAAGCGCUGACCACAGCCCAGCAAGCGAGGCUAAGGCAGAGCCAGCCGAACGCAUCCAUGUGGAGGAUGUCCCCUCAGAGCCGGCGCCACGCGCCGAGAAAGACCUGAACUCGGCGCUGCUACACCUGCGCAGCUGCGAGUGGGAGCAUGCUCAUUUGAUGCAGCUGUUGGGUUAUGAAGAUGCAGUCUUCCGCGAGGAGCGCCUCAUGGAGAUUCGCGAGCUCGAAGAAGAAGUUGAGCAAGAGCAGCGUAAAGUCAAGCAUAUGGACGCCGAAAACCGGCGGCGAGAGCGCGCGCUGGCCCGUGCCGCAGCGCUCGCAGCCAGCUCGAUGAACCCGGAGAGCGACGGGAACGGCCGAGCACUGCGGCAGACAGAGCAGUGGGAAUCCGAAAGUGCCGUCUGGCAGGUGAAGAACGAAAAUCUGCAGAAACAAGUCCUGCAGCUGAACAUCUACAUGAAGCAAGACUUGGACAAGCAAGACCAGCUGGAGCAAAAGCUUCAGGCUCUGCGGGAGAAGCUGGAGAGUGAGGAGGCAAAGCAGUGGAUCGAGGAGCAGCGGCAGCGAGAAGAAGAGCGCUGGAAUGAAGAGCAAGUGCUUUCUGCAGAAGUCAAAGCUCUCCAGGACCGGCGUGUGUCGGAUGUACAAGCCACCAAGAAAGCGCAUACGGAGAUGCAGCGACAGCUCGUGGAUCUGAGAAAGCAGCAAGCGACCCUGGAGCCCCGACUG